Messenger RNA from Callorhinchus milii (elephant shark), 3812 nucleotides. RefSeq names its product mitogen-activated protein kinase kinase 1 (gene map2k1). Lineage: Eukaryota; Metazoa; Chordata; Chondrichthyes; Chimaeriformes; Callorhinchidae. Gene Ontology annotation, biological process: protein phosphorylation. The transcript has 11 exons. Gene Ontology annotation, molecular function: ATP binding; protein kinase activity. Bases 58 to 1239 code for a protein of 393 amino acids. The record is from RefSeq and is a predicted model, not a curated record.
UGUGUGUGUGUUGAGUGUGAGUUGUGUGGUGUUGAGUGUGAGUUGUGAGUGUGAAUUAUGCCCAGAAAGAAGCCGGGACCGAUACAGCUGAACCCGACCCCCGAUGGAUCGGCGCUGAAUGGAACCAAUUCCACAGAGACCAACUUGGAAGCUCUCCAGAAGAAGCUGGAGGAGCUGGAGCUGGAUGAGCAGCAGAAGAAGCGACUGGAGGCUUUCCUGACCCAGAAACAGAAGGUGGGGGAGCUGAAAGAUGAUGACUUCGAAAAGAUUUCGGAACUGGGCGCCGGAAACGGUGGGGUGGUCUUCAAGGUCUCGCACAAACCCUCGGGUCUCAUCAUGGCCAGAAAGCUCAUUCACCUGGAGAUCAAGCCCGCCAUCCGCAAUCAGAUCAUCCGAGAGCUACAGGUUCUCCACGAGUGCAACUCUCCGUACAUCGUGGGGUUUUACGGGGCUUUUUACAGCGACGGAGAGAUCAGCAUCUGCAUGGAGCACAUGGAUGGAGGGUCCUUGGAUCAGGUGCUGAAGAAAGCAGGAAGGAUCACUGAAGUGGUUCUGGGCAAAGUGAGCAUUGCUGUUAUCAAGGGGUUGGCUUAUCUGCGGGAGAAACACAAGAUCAUGCACAGAGACGUCAAACCUUCAAACAUUCUGGUGAACUCCCGCGGUGAAAUUAAACUCUGUGACUUCGGAGUUAGUGGUCAGCUGAUUGACUCCAUGGCCAACUCAUUCGUUGGGACAAGGUCCUACAUGUCACCGGAGAGACUUCAGGGAACGCACUACUCUGUGCAGUCGGAUUUCUGGAGCAUGGGUCUGUCUCUGGUGGAGAUGGCUAUCGGCAGGUACCCCAUCCCACCCCCCGAAGGCAAGGAACUGGAACAGAUCUUCGGCUGCCCCAUGAGCGCGGAGGUGAUGCCAUCCGAACCCAAGCCUCGCCCACCCGGCCGUCCACGCGGCUCCUUUGGUGUUGACAGUCGGCCUCCCAUGGCUAUAUUUGAACUCUUGGACUACAUUGUGAACGAGCCGCCUCCUAAGUUGCCCAGUGGCGUAUUCAGCGAUGAAUUCCAGGAAUUUGUGAACCAGUGCUUAAUAAAGAAUCCAGCGGAGAGGGCGGACCUGAAGCAGCUGAUGUCUCAUUCUUUCAUCAAGCGUGCUGAGGCGGAAGAGGUGGAUUUUGCAGGUUGGCUGUGCUCAACCAUCGGUCUGAAACAACCCAGCACCCCAACCCACACCGUGGCCUCAUAAGUCCCUGGGACCGAGCUAAACCUUUUACUUUUUCUCUCUCUCUCUCUCUGUCUCUCUCUUUAACAUGCGAUGAUCUCAUGAUUGUUUUCUGCUAACCCUUUACCUCAGUCACUAACGCUCCUGUCCCAUUGAUUGAUUGAUUGUUGUCACGUUGGAUAUUUUUUUUAAAAAAAAGGAAGGAUGUCUGUUUCAGGUCAUUUGCCUUAGUUAGUAAGAACCUGCCUGUGGAGGGAGGUAUCUUUGUCUCCAUUAGAGAUGAGAAAAGGCGAAUAAUGAGACUCGAUGGUUCCCUUCUAAGCCGGUAAAAGUGAGAGAUGAUUCACUCGGCGAGUGAACAAUUUGUUGGGCAUCAUGUUCCCCUCGGGGAGGGCAGGGACACUGGUGGAGAGAGGGAUCUUUAAGUUAAUACUAUAAUAAUUGGGAGCUGAUUUUUGGGGUGGGAUUAAACAAGCUCUUGCACUGGACUGCUAAUAGGUAUUGCAAACUCCCAACCAAAUUAUAUACUCCUACCCAUUUACUGGCCGGCCUGUCGAGGUGGCUGGUUGGACAAUCUGCUCCUCGGCUUUUCUCAAUGUCACUUUCCAACCUGCUGCUGGACUGGGAGCAGUGUGAAGAUGGCCACGGUUGAUGGCUGGUUCCCUCUCCUUCCCAGCGAGCCUUUGCUUAUGAGCCCCACCGAAAUGAACCGACAGAGAUAGGAAACUCAAUGUAUGGCCAGAGCGGAGGCCAGAAAUCUCAUCCCAGCACUUCUGCUGCAACACGUUAAUUCACCCAACACAUUGGACAUUCUCCCCCUCCAUCCACCCCCCCCCCUCCCCACUACAAUUACCCACCCAGCACCAAGGUGCAUUGAACACUCGUGGCCACAUCCCUUGGAGUCUCGCUGCCAAUUCCUCUCCGUUACUUUAACGUCGUGCGCACAAACCGAGGCCAAAUUCAAAGCGGGUGUUGUUCCUGCUCUGCGAGCGAACGGUCAUUGACCGCGACGGAGAGAUUUGCUGUCCGACGCCUUAUCUCCAGGGAGGUCGAGGGAUUGUCCGACAUGCUUACAGUAGUCAAUUAACCAUUUCCUGUGCUUGCUGUGGGGAAAGUUCCUGCCGCAAUGCCACCUUGGCGACCGGCCUCUUGUUAUGGAAAGUUGUCGAAAUUCAAUCUUUAUCUGGAAGCCCCCCUUUUUUUUUUUCUCUUUUUUUUGUUGCAGUUCACGAAAAUAACCGACUUCCAGUUUUAAGGCUGAAUUUUCCUGGGGAACGAGUGUGAGUCCAUGUAAGUUUGGGAACUUUUGCAGGUUUCCGUUUGAACGGUUUCAUCGUUAAGAGUGAAACGGCGCCGCCUGCCGGCGAGGCAAAGGCACUGCUUCCAGCUGCCGGCUUUCUGGGUUUGAUGCCUCUUUUGAGAUGCAGAGCUGCCUGGGACAACAGUCAUCAACAAUAAUAAUAAAUAACAACAACAAUUUGUGGUCACUCAAUCCACGACGGUUUGCUGCAAUCGGCUGCCGCGUUUCGCGUACAAAAUAUACAGUCGGUUCACUUUAGUGUAUUCUGUGAAGCGCUUUGAGACGUCUAACAGGCGUGAAAAGCGCUAUAUCAAAUGCUAGGAUUGCUAUUAUUAUUGUCCGUGGGCAUCACGUGCCCAGACUGUUUGGUUACGGCCGAUUUGAAAUUAGUUAUUUUUGUGAAACCGAAAGAAUCGGUUAUGGCAGGACAGACAAGACAGAGCUCGGUUUGUGUUUGGAUCUGGUGGGAUUUUUCAAUCGUGUAUAUGUAAUAUAUAUAUAUACACAUACCCACACAUAAAACUGCAAAAAAAUAAAAUCCACCACCCAUUCUAACCUCUGUGCCAGGAAAGAAUAAACUAUCUUUUCCCUUUGCCACCAAAACAGGAUUGACUAUACUGUAGAUGGUCUGACAUCUCCACUGCUGCCAUUUCAGCACCGACCACCAGUCACUGAGUGUGGCUCAGCCGCACAGUUGCCGAUGGCCGAGAGUCACUGGGGGAGUGCUUUCGAUUUAAUGUUUAGAGGAUUCUCCCUUCUAUUUUUUUUUUGGCUAAGACUAAAUGUUUUUCUGUCCUCUUUUUCUUGGUCUCUCCCUUGGUAACUGGCUUCCUUGUGCACCAAACUGGUCAUUAAAAGAUGUAACCUGGGAUCCUUUGGAUUCUCUCCAUAGUGCAGCUGAUUUUUUAAAAAAAAAAUCUAAUUGGGAUUUGCAGUUCAUAUUACUUUGCUGAUACAGCAGCCUGUGCCCACACUCAGGUGAGACUCCCUCUGUGAAAGGAGCCUUGAUGGCAAGACUACUUACAUUUCUGCCUUGUUAAAAUGUAAUUGACAUAGGUCUCGAGUAAUUCAACAGGAAAUUGAAUUUUAUAUUAAAAAUCUUUAGGGGAAAAAAAAUCACGUUGCAACACUUAAGGAUGCAAGAUGUGCAGUACACUAAACCAGACAAUCUUUCUUUAGACCAAAUACGAUGAGAAAAUAGUGUGUAAUGUGAAACUGUGCAAUUUAGAGAGCUUUUUGUGUUCCUGCUAAUAUUUUCAUCAAUUGAAUGUUGCAAUAAAUGUACAAAAACCUAAAA